Molecule: messenger RNA, 3404 nt
Organism: Corapipo altera (White-ruffed manakin)
Lineage: Eukaryota; Metazoa; Chordata; Aves; Passeriformes; Pipridae
Gene: ABHD8
Product: abhydrolase domain containing 8
Exons: 5
Coding region: 396-1670 (424 amino acids)
Molecular function (GO): catalytic activity
Source: RefSeq, a predicted model, not a curated record
UGGCAGAUCCCCGUGUCCGUCACACGCGGAUCCCUCCUCCUUAGGAGGGAUUUCAGGGGCUUUCCAUGGCUACAGCCUCCAAGGACAAACAGCCCCCCAAAGCCCCCGAGCCCCGGCCAUGAAGCUGCUGCUGGGGAAAAGACGGAAGGAGAGGUUUCGGUGGGAAGCAGGUGAGCGGAGCUGAAGGGAUCGCUCCAUCCCGCCCUCCAGACGGCCCCCAAAAAAAUUGGAUUCAGAGGGUUUAGAGGAGCUGCACAGCCGAGCGGCGCCGGCGUCCUGCUCCCACCGCCUCGGGCAUCGCCUCCUCUCCGUCUCCUUCGGCCUCCUGCGGGAUUUAAACCUUUUAUUCGCCUCCUCGACCUCCGACAACCCUCGGCAAUAAAUGAGGGAGCAUAAUGCUGAACAGCAUCACCGAUGGGCUCCUGUGCUGCCUCAUGGGCAAAACCACCAACGCCGUGGGGCCGCUGGACAGCGUUGAGUCCGGCGACGGCUACAGCUUCGUGGAGGUGAAGCCGGGGCGGAUCCUGCGGGUCAGGCACAGCGUUCCCGCCCGCCCGGCCCCGGAGGAGCCCGAGGAGGCACAACCCGGGGCGCCGGAGCGGGGGGUGGUUCACUGCAAGCGCAGGAUCACCCUGUACCGCAACGGGCAGCUGGUGAUCGAGAACCUGGGCGACGCCGUGCGCUCCGAGAUCCUGCCCUGCCCCGGCGGCGCGGCCGAGCCCGGCGGCACCGUGGAGCUGGAGCUGUCCGAGGCGGCCGGCCAGGCUCCGGCCGGGACGCCGGGAUGCGGCGCCCGGGACGCGGCGCCCGGGAAGCGCCGCAAGCGCAAGCCCAAGAAGGUGGUGAACAUCGACUGCAGGAAGCGGAUCACGAGCUGCAAGGGGACGCACGGCGACGUGGUGCUGUUCUUCAUCCACGGCGUGGGCGGCUCCCUGGACAUCUGGAAGGAGCAGCUGGACUUCUUUACCAAGCUGGGCUACGAGGUGGUGGCCCCGGACCUGGCGGGGCACGGCUGCAGCUCGGCCCCCCAGAUUGCCGCCGCCUACACCUUCUACGCCCUGGCCGAGGACAUGAGGGCCGUGUUCAAGCGCUAUGCCAAGAAGAGGAACAUCCUGAUAGGACAUUCCUACGGGGUGUCCUUCUGCACCUUCCUCGCCCACGAGUACCCAGACCUGGUCCAUAAGGUGAUCAUGAUCAAUGGUGGGGGCCCCACGGCGCUGGAGCCCAGCCUGUGCUCCAUCUUCAACAUGCCCACGUGUGUCCUGCACUGCCUGUCCCCCUGCCUGGCCUGGAGCUUCCUCAAGGCCGGCUUUGCCCGCCAAGGUGCCAAAGAGAAGCAGCUGCUGAAGGAAGGCAACGCCUUCAACGUCUCGUCCUUCGUGCUGCGGGCCAUGAUGAGCGGGCAGUACUGGCCCGAGGGGGACGAGGUGUACCACGCCGAGCUGGCCGUGCCCGUGCUCCUGGUCCACGGCAUGCACGACAAGUUCGUCCCGGUGGAGGAGGACCAGAGGAUGGCCGAGAUCCUGCUGAUCGCCUUCCUGAAGGUGAUCGACGAGGGCAGCCACAUGGUGAUGAUGGAGUGCCCCGAGACGGUGAACACGCUGCUCCACGAGUUCGUCCUGUGGGAGCCCGAGACGCCAGCUGGGGACGGGCACGGGGAGAAGAAAUAAGGCAGCGGGACACGGAGACCGGGCUGCUCCCAUGGGAGAGAUGUUUCGGAGCGCAGAGGGGUUUGUGAGAGCGGAGGGGCUCCGGGGGCUGCCCUCGUCGGGAGCGCAGCCCGUUUGGUUUCCCGGCCGUGCCGGAGGUUGGAGGGGGAGCAGGGAGGCUCCCCCAGGGCAGGGAGUGCAGGGCCGGCAGCGGGAACACGGCAGACCUGGUCCCCACCCCCGCGGGGACGGCGCCGGAGCGUCUUCAUCCUGUUCCUUUGUAGUGUUAUUUUCCUCACGCAGCGACACCUCCGGGGACUGGUCCCACCCGCGGCAGAACGGGAAGGACUCGCAGGGGCUCCAGGAGGGCGGGAGGACCUGAGCUGGGAUUGCUUUAAAGGGGAAGCCAAAGUCUCUUCGGCCUCAGCAGCGGGAUGUGCCUCUCGAGCCACCCGGGAGGAUGGGACAGCCACGACCCGGCUUCGAGGGGCUCCUCGUGGAUGGCAGCAGCUCCUGCACAGAGGAUGAGGAGGUGUCCUGCCUCCGUGGGCACGGCCAGGACCGCGGUGGGACCGGCCUGGCUGUGGCAGGGCCGAGCCUGAGCUCUCCCACGUCCCCCCCGCGGUCCCGCCUCCAUCGCUUCAGGUCCCGCAGCGCUUCCGCAGAGCCCCCGCUCCCCCUCCCGCUGCCGCAGCCCCCCCGGAGCCACCCCCACCUCCCCAGCUCCUCCUCGGCUCCGGGACCCACCACAAACUCCCCCUGGGAUCACCCCCGUCCCCCGUGCGCUGGGGGAGCAGCAAUACCCCGUCCCGUGGCCGCUGUGUCCGUCCCUCCCGACGGCUCCCGGACGGAUCCGCAGGGUCUCGGAGCAACACGGGAGCGAGGAAGCGAACCAGGACCACCUGAUCCCAACAGACACCAUCACUGACACUGUUCUGUACAUAACCCGUCACCUCCCACCCCUGUGCUUCCCAUCCCGCUGCCGGGAGCUGGGCGGGGCGGAGGAGGUACCCAGGAAGUGCCAUCUCAGCUUCCCGGGGCUCCUGGAAAACCGGGAGGAUGCUGUUCCCGGGGACAGGCCCAGCGUCGCCCGCCCCGCUCCCGCUUUGUUUGCCCCUCACUCCCCCCAUCUAAACCAAAGAAACGACGAGUCCCGCGGAAACCUCGCCCUCGGCCCCCAUCCCACCAGGCCCCCGUGCCCUGAACGGGGCUGGCACCGCACCGAGGCACCCCCGGGGGGCUCAGGGGGGUCCUCCUGGGCAGGGCUGCUCCCAACAGAUCUGGGAUCACCCUGCAAAGCACCUUCCCCGGGGCUGAGCCCACCCUUGUCCCCAAAAUGAGGGAUGUGGAAGAGGAAGGGUCCAUCAGACCCCGAGUGACGUGUCCCCUGCACCCCCUCUGCCAGUGCCUGCCCUUCCCACUGCUGUCUCAUAAUGAGAAUUUUAAGCCCCCUGGGUUCAGAUCAUCUCCCUCUGCCCCCUCCCACCCCGUCCAGCCCAGGGAGACCCCCCCCCCAGCACACCCCGGGGCUGCAGAGGGUGCCCAGAAACGCCACCAAACGUCCCCCCAGACACGGCUCUACCCCCGCCGUGCCCCCCCCUCCCCGGCCAGCCAGGGGGUCGCAGCUCUGCCAGCUCUGUCCCCCACGGGCUCUGUCCCCACAUCGCUUGUUGCUAAAGCCGAGGCAAACGCACACGGAACCCGCCGCCGACGCCGCGUUAGUGCCAUUCCACCCAGUAAAGCCGUGCUACAGCC